This is a messenger RNA of Paramisgurnus dabryanus, 1222 nucleotides long. Its product is annotated as vitelline membrane outer layer protein 1-like. The record is from RefSeq and is a predicted model, not a curated record. NCBI's taxonomy places the organism in Eukaryota, Metazoa, Chordata, Actinopteri, Cypriniformes, Cobitidae.
CUUUGAUUAGGGUCAAUGUCUUAUAUUCAGUUUAAAAGAGGAAAACACAGACGAGCUGCACUCAUCUGUCCUGAGACCGCUAAAAUGACAUCUGAAAUGUCUAAGUUUUCCGUUCUGUUAUUGUUACUGCUGGUUGUUUGUGAUCGAUCUUCAGGCUUCAGGCCGUACCAAUCAGUACUGCAGGUUCAAAAUGGGAUGAGCUGGGGUGAGUGGCGUCAGAAAGACAUGUGUCCGGAUGGGAUGUAUGCUGCAGGAUUUAGUCUAAAGGUUGAAAGGUCAGUAGGGGAUGCUGAUGACACUGCUCUCAAUGGGAUUCGUCUUCACUGCAUUCACAAAGAUUCAUCAGCCCCACAUAAGAGCUACGCCACAGUUCAGUCUGAAACCGGGAGUUGGGGUGAAUGGACAAGAAUUGAAUGGUGCCCGGGUGGAUUUUUGACAUCUUUUCAGCUCAGAGUUGAACCCAAUCAAGGGAAAGGGGAUGACACAGCAGCGAACAAUAUCAGGUUUCUCUGCAGUACUGCUAAUAUUCUGGAGGGCUCAGGAAUGAACUGGGGUAACUGGGGUGAAUGGAGCGCCAGAUGUCAAGGAAAAGGAAUCUGUGGGAUUAUGACGAGGGUGGAGCCGCCACAGGGGAGCGGUGAUGACACAGCCCUCAAUAAUGUGCAAAUGUAUUGCUGUGAUUAGACACAAUUACUGCAAACACUUUGUCUCAAGAAAGGACUUUAUAAGUCGGACCAUAAGGAUAGAAAUUAAUAUUAAGCAGCACAUAACUAAAGGAUAGAAAUAUUAUUAGAAAAAACUAAUACUGAUAAUUGGUUUGACUGAAAGUAUAAUGUCUGAAUACAGCUGUGUGUCUUGUGUAUAUUAAAGUCACAUCUCCACAUCUAUAUUAAAGUUUCAUCUCCACUAAAAACAUUAGAGUGAGUUUUAUUGAUACUGUUUUGUAUCUGAAAUGUACUGUUUUGAUCAAUCUUAGGAUUUGAAAAGUACAGUAUAUCAAAAAGAUGAUGGGGGAAUGUUUGGGAUGUUUUGAGGUGUUGCUUUAAUGUGAUUAUACUUUAGCUGCUCACUUGAUUGUUAAGAGGUGUCAUUAAUUCAAACUCUUUGAACUUGUGAAAUCUUGUUUAAUAAUGAUCAUUGCUUGUGUGUUUGACUGACGAAGGUCUCUGACUGAAAUGUUGCUGUUUUAAAACUUUUCUGAAAUAAAGGGACUUUAACAGUG